Molecule: messenger RNA, 225 nt
Organism: Colletotrichum tamarilloi
Lineage: Eukaryota; Fungi; Ascomycota; Sordariomycetes; Glomerellales; Glomerellaceae
Exons: 2
Coding region: 1-225 (74 amino acids)
Source: RefSeq, a predicted model, not a curated record
AUGGCACAAUCCCCAGCUUCACAAAAAGAAGAGAAUGCGAGGUUCCGCGGUUGUUCCAUGGGUAGGUUGACAUCCACGCUCGGCAACAAGCCGGAUUCCAGACGGCCGAAGCCCGGGAUCCAGCGCAAGACCGGUGGUGUGGCACAAUUCAAAAUGUGCCUCGACUCGGGGGCAGACGGUAGACCGGCGAAUCGUCUCUCGGUGACGCGACCCAUCUCUAGAUAG